Dendrobium catenatum is the source of this 866-nucleotide messenger RNA. RefSeq names its product ubiquitin-conjugating enzyme E2 4. The transcript is spliced from 6 exons. The record is from RefSeq and is a predicted model, not a curated record. Gene Ontology annotation, cellular component: nucleus. The coding region runs from base 154 to 702 and encodes 182 amino acids. Gene Ontology annotation, biological process: ubiquitin-dependent protein catabolic process; protein polyubiquitination. Lineage: Eukaryota; Viridiplantae; Streptophyta; Magnoliopsida; Asparagales; Orchidaceae. Gene Ontology annotation, molecular function: ubiquitin conjugating enzyme activity.
GAUAUGGCUGUAGAAUAAUUUAGCAGGUUAUUUUAUUGGAAUUGUCCUCUCUCGCUCUUUGUCCGAUCCGUUUCUCUUCUCCGCCUUGCGACGCUCUCUUCUCCUCCAUCUGGUUUUUCUUCUCGGCACUCUGUACUGUCUGAAGCGGGCCCGAUGUCUUCUCCGAGCAAGCGGAGGGAGAUGGACUUCAUGAAACUGAUGAUGGGCGAUUAUAAGGUGGAAACGAUAAAUGACGGGAUGCAGGAAUUUUACGUUGAAUUUCACGGGCCCAAUGACAGUCUCUAUCAAGGUGGAGUCUGGAAGGUCAGAGUAGAACUUCCAGAUGCUUACCCUUACAAGUCUCCAUCCAUUGGUUUUGUUACCAAGAUAUAUCAUCCAAAUGUUGAUGAAAUGUCUGGCUCGGUCUGCUUGGAUGUUAUCAACCAGACUUGGAGUCCAAUGUUUGAUCUUCUGAAUGUCUUCGAGACUUUCCUUCCACAACUUCUCUUGUAUCCCAAUCCUUCAGAUCCGUUGAACGGAGAAGCUGCUGCUUUAAUGAUGCGUGAUAGACAAGCUUAUGAACUAAAAGUGAAAGAAUACUGUGAGAGGUAUGCAAAGCAUGAAAACUCUGCAGCUGAUGGAAAUUCCAGCGAUGAAGUACUGAGUGACGAAGAAUAUGAAUCCAGCGAUGAGGAAGCCGUUCCAGGCAAUCCUGAUCCUUGACCUUACUCAGCUUUUAUGUUCAAUGUACAUCAGUCAUUUGAGCUAAUGCCAGAAAAUAGGACUCUCGUUUCUGUGUAAUUAACUUACAUUAUCUUUGUGCUAUUAUAAACAUUCAGCUGCAAUUGAAUUGGAUGAAGAAAUUCACCGAGCUGCUUUAUUGUGUU